Brassica napus (rape) is the source of this 1225-nucleotide messenger RNA. RefSeq names its product peroxidase 36-like. Bases 41 to 1054 code for a protein of 337 amino acids. Lineage: Eukaryota; Viridiplantae; Streptophyta; Magnoliopsida; Brassicales; Brassicaceae. The record is from RefSeq and is a predicted model, not a curated record. Gene Ontology annotation, biological process: hydrogen peroxide catabolic process; response to oxidative stress. The transcript is spliced from 4 exons. Gene Ontology annotation, molecular function: heme binding; peroxidase activity.
CGCAAUAAUCACUAGUCCCAAAAACUCGAAAAAGAAUCAAAUGGCAAAGCCAGUGAUGUGCAUUGUUCUCACUCAAAUCGUCCUCGUUGCAUUAUUUCAUCUUUGUAUGAGUUCUCAAACCAAAGAAUGCACGAGCACAUCCUCCCUCUCCCCUCAGUUUUACGACAACUCGUGCCCUAAAGCACAAGCCAUUGUCCAAUCUUUCGUCGCCAAAGCACACUCCAACGACCCUCGCAUGGCAGCCUCAUUGCUUAGGCUUCAUUUCCAUGACUGCUUCGUCAAUGGAUGUGAUGGUUCUUUAUUAUUAGACAAUAGUGGAACCAUAGAAAGCGAGAAACGAGCAGUCACAAACGUAGACUCUGCCCGAGGGUUUGAAGUCAUCGACGAUAUCAAGUCUGCCUUGGAAGAUGAGUGUCCCCAAACAGUUUCUUGCGCUGAUAUUUUGGCUCUCGUUGCUAGAGACACUACUGUUAUUACUGGUGGCCCGAGUUGGGAAGUAUAUUUAGGAAGAAGAGAUGCAAGGGAAGCAAGCUUGAUUGCUUCUAACAACAAUAUUCCUGUUGUCAGCUCUACGUUUGAGACAAUUGUCACCAAGUUCAACGACCAAGGACUCGGUCUUAUCGAUCUUGUUGCUCUCUUAGGAGGUCAUACGAUAGGAAAUUCGAGGUGCAAGAGCUUCCGAAAAAGGCUAUACAACCAUUCUGGAAAUAGCGAUCGCGACCAGACUUUGAAUCAAAACUACGCCUCAAUGUUGCAGCAGGGAUGUCCUAUUUCUGGUGACGACCAGAACCUCUUUGCUCUCGACUAUAUGACGCCAAAUAAGUUUGAUAACUACUACUUCAAGAAUCUGAUGACGUUUAAAGGACUCUUAAGCUCCGAUGAGAUUUUGUACACAAAGAGUCGAGACUCCAUGGAGCUGGUCAAGCUUUACGGGGCGAAUGAGGAAUUGUUCUUUGAGCAGUAUGCAAAGUCAAUGGUGAAGAUGGGAAACAUCUCGCCGUUGACGGGGAGAAAUGGUGAGAUCCGGAGGAUCUGUAGGAGAGUUAACCAUUGAAAUGUCUAAUUAAGUUUUCAUUACUAGAUACUUAAAAGCAUAUGGGUUUGAUAUGAUUAACGUUUUCUUGAUAUGUGUAGAGGUUGAUUUCUUUUGGAUAUGUUUUAAUUGAUGAGUUUGGUGUGUAUGUGUGUUUGUUUGUUUUUGUUAACAACUACUAAGUUUGGUGUU